Molecule: messenger RNA, 517 nt
Organism: Hibiscus syriacus
Lineage: Eukaryota; Viridiplantae; Streptophyta; Magnoliopsida; Malvales; Malvaceae
Exons: 3
Coding region: 1-420 (139 amino acids)
Source: RefSeq, a predicted model, not a curated record
AUGGAGGUCGGUGGCGCGCGCCAGGAAACUGGAGCUGACGAAGACGACGACGUUUGGGAUGGAGAACUCCUGCUCCGGCCACCGCAGUUCCCCCCCAUUGCCAAACCCAACAAGCUUAUAUCCCCCACUUUGCACACACCUCAUCAUGUCUCGGAUGACACACUUGUUCAUCGCAGGACCCUGGCAUUGGGCUUGGCAGGGGCAUUGUUGGGAUUCAGUGUUGGUGACCGGAAACGAGCGAAUGCAGCAGCUAGAAGGCCGCCACCUCCACCACCAGCAGAGAAGAAAGACCCCAGUGUGAGUGGUGUCCAGGCGAAAAUAUUAGCUAGCAAGAAGAGGAAGGAAGCAAUGAAACAAGAGGUCGCUAAAUUGAGGGAGAAAGGAAAAUCUGUCGGUGCCCCAUCACCACCAUCUGAAUAGUUCGGUAUUUAGAUCACCAAUCGUUUCGAAAAUGGAAAAUUUGUACUACUAUUGAAUUCUAUAAGCAAGUUUGUAAACUUUCCAUUCAUUCCAGGCA